ACGCCAUUUGCUGUCCUCCAUACUGGUGUCUGUGAGUUUAUGGCCCGAGCGGCCUGAGGUUGGCCACCGUGCCAUUCCUGAACCAGGACACCACGCCUCAGUGAAGGCAACAAGUUGGUGUCGAAACCCGGGAGCAUCAUCCGGGAAACGGGAAUCGCCUGGACCAGCUUGGCGGGGAGGACGCUCCCGGAGCAGCGAGGAGAAUGGUAGCUCUCGUGAAGGACUGGAUCCUUGGACGCCCCCGCAAUUCGUACACCCCAGUACCAGAGGAAAGUGACGAAUCAUCGAGCAGCCCGACAGCAACUAACAAUCCCACACCAGUGAGAUCCAGGCAACAACGGUACCUUUGUAUAAUUUUGCUUUUAGGGUUUGUUGGCAGAGGGCAGGCUGAUGCAAGGCAUUACCCUCACCAGCCAUUCAGGUGGGUCCUACGCCAUCUUUCGAGCGAUAAGGCAAUCAAAGAAACCAUCACACCGGACAGCCCAUCUUUUGAGUUUGAACUAAGAGACAUAUUUCCCCCACAACUAGGAUUCCCCAAUUUUCCGGGUUUAUCGCUGUACCAGACCUAUUGGUGCCCUGCCUCCAACCCAGAGAAAUCUGUCUCCUCGCUUUCGGAAGUUGUCCUGCAGAACAGGCGAAGACUGGACCUCUUGUUCAUGCAACAAGGAGGCCUGUGUGCUGCCUUGAAAGAAGAAUGCUGUUUUUAUGCAGACCAUACCGGAGUCGUACAAGACUCAAUGACCGAACUAAGAGAAAGGCUAGCCCAGAGAAAAAGAGAAAGAGAAGCUCAACAAGGAUGGUUUGAGUCAUAGUUCAACCAGUCUCCAUGGCUGACCACUUUUAAUAGGCCCUCUUACCAUGAUACUACUGACGUUGAUUUUCGGGCCUUGCAUACUAAACAAAUUAGUGUCGUUUGUUAAAAGCCGUUUAGAAAAAGUUAGCAUUUUACUUGUUGACCGCCAACAAUUGUUUUGAAGCGUGUUUAUUACAGACAUGUUAUAUCACUUUUUACAACUUAUUAUUUCAGUUUUAAUAGCCUUUGCGUUUUUAUAACUUCUAUGCUUUGUACGUUUUUUUAGUUAAUCAUGGGGGGAAAUGUGAAUGAUUAGGGAUAGGUGAUCGGAAGACAUCGCGUUGUACGGGCAGACGGAACCCCUCCCCUCAACAGUUAAGGUUACUUAACCCCCUUAGUUAGCCAGCAGCACCCGGUUCAUGACGCACGCAGAAGGAAGUGACGUGGUAAACCCAAGCUAUAUAACCCCAUGCAACCUACUAAUAAACGCCAUUUGCUGUCCUCCAUACUGGUGUCUGUGAGUUUAU
Cinclus cinclus is the source of this 1320-nucleotide messenger RNA. RefSeq lists its product as uncharacterized. The coding region runs from base 204 to 812 and encodes 202 amino acids. The transcript has 3 exons. The record is from RefSeq and is a predicted model, not a curated record. Lineage: Eukaryota; Metazoa; Chordata; Aves; Passeriformes; Cinclidae.